ACAAAGCCCUUCUUCACAGCACCCCACCAUCGCCACUGCCCCGAAGCUCACACUGACUGCGUAAAACAAACACAACUGUGUGCACACACACACAUUUGCAACAACGACGCCUUCAGUGUUCGGCACAUCGUGCUAAACACAAAUUCACAGUCGUCUUCCUUCUCUCCUUCCUUCAUAACCUAGCGAGAACGAAGAUUAAGCACUGCGAAGGUUGGCAAGCAGUAGCACCACCACCACCACCCAUCCUACCGAGGAUUUAACCUUGCCGUUGCGCGAAUUAUCGGGUCAAAAACUGGAGGGGGGGGGGGGGGAGGGGGAAAAGAACCAGGAAUCAGCAGGAAUCCGGGCCCAUGGUGCGCACAUUAACGGGUUAUUCCUGUGUUUGCAGCGGGAAUGUGGGUGGGUGUAGUAGCAGCAGCAUGACGAGAGUGGAACAGUGCUCGGUAGUCAUCGGAGUGUGUUACAAUGUCAAACUGUGGGUCUCCGCAUUCUACUAACGACAGAUGAAGAGAGCGAGAAAGACAGCGAGAGCUAUUUCUCGACCCUCUCGCUACUUCCAACGUGACGUGAGCCGCAUGGAUUGUCAGCAACGUUGAUUGCCCUAACCCCCCACGUGGUUUUUAGUUGUCUCCGUCAGCGUACACCACCGCUUGGUUUGCUUUUCAUCGUUGGGGUGUCGAGGGCAUAGAAUUGGCUCGUACUGAAAUGGGGGUCUAAUUUUUUGAGCGAAGGCUUUGGUUUCCUCUCUCCUCUUCUGAAAAAUUUCUGAAUCGAUGGAGGCUGCUGAUAGCGCAACGAAUAACUCCAAGGAUACUCACUUCUAUGGGAAAAGCAGAGCAGAGAAUCGCCGUCGCUCUGACGCCAUGCUUCUCCUCUUCCGAGCUCUCACGUUCUCCUUUUCAUUAGCAGCUGUCGUUGUAAUGGGAACCAACAGAUAUAGAAUCAAUCCGCAGCUGAAGGUGUCGUGGUAUGACUUUGAACCUUACAGAUAUGUCUUGGCGGUGAAUGCAAUCAUCUGCAUCUAUUCGUUUGUGGAGACCUGGCUAGCGGUGUACACUUACUUGCAGGGCAGUUACCUCUUGCCCGAAAUUUUCCAAGUUUGGUUCGACUAUGGCCACGACCAAGGAUUUGCGUACCUUCUGUUUUCGGCGAACUCCGCUGGCGUUGCAAUGGCACAACUUCUACAAUCAGGGAAUACAUUGAUUCACGGAGCAUACCAUUGCACGGAGGCAGGAGGUUACUGCACUCAAGCUCGCGUGUCGAUUGCCCUCGGAUUCGUAGCAUUUCUAUUCCUCGCUCUGUCAUCCCUUUUGACUGGGUUACGAGUUGCAAGAUGGUACCUGCGGUGAAAAUGGUUACUAAAGCGGUAACCAUAGAUCCUCAUUCGUUACCAUUUCAACUAGGUUUGGUUUAUAUUUCCAUUACUGAUGUGCACUUCACGGUUGCGAUUGGAAGGUCCUUGCUUCUCCCUGUAAUAUUCAGAGCCUUAGCGUGGGAGUUCGGCGUCAAGCGAGCUGCAAGAAUGUUUGCGCCAUCUCUGUCUGCGUCAUCUUUUUCGGACUUAUUUCCACGUUCGUGCCAGUUCUUCUGAGUAUCUAGCUUGGAUACCCAAUAGUGUUUACGCCGAGAAGGACGCUGUUGUGAUCAUAGAUAGGAUUGUUGUCCUUCCAGCCUCAGGAACUUAGUGGCAGCACAAGUUGAUAGGUACGUAGUUUAGUACUAGGAGACCGUGUCGGUGAUUUUAUCUGCCGAAAACUGUGUCACGUAGACCAACUUUGAAGAGCCAUCAGAGUGAUGACAUAAUCUUCAUGCUUACCUGGAUUGUAUACAUUUAGAAUGAAUACUUUCCGAUGUAAUCAAAGUUGUGCCCCUUUCAUAUGAAAUCUUAUGACAUGUUUUCAGCCGAA
Physcomitrium patens is the source of this 1907-nucleotide messenger RNA. Its product is annotated as CASP-like protein 4C2. Lineage: Eukaryota; Viridiplantae; Streptophyta; Bryopsida; Funariales; Funariaceae. The record is from RefSeq and is a predicted model, not a curated record.